Molecule: messenger RNA, 384 nt
Organism: Pelagomonas calceolata
Lineage: Eukaryota; Pelagophyceae; Pelagomonadales; Pelagomonadaceae
Source: the annotation of a GenBank genome assembly
AUGAAGCUCGUCCUCGCUCUCGCCGUCGGCGCGUCCGCCUUCGGGGGCUUCGGCAAGAAGUCCGCCGCGCCGGCGCCGUCGCGCGGCGGUGGGAACCAGGUGGCGCAGGGCGGCCAGACGCCGACGAACAUCCAGGUGGUCCCGCGGCGACGCGUGUUUUUGCCGACGUGUCAACGCGACGAUCCUGACGACGAAUUCGGCCACCCGCGUACGCGCGGCACUAUUUUGGGGCGGCCCCUGCACGCAGGCUCAGCUCAAGCAAGGCGCUGGCGCGUGUUGACGCGGCCGGAUGCGAAAGCUGUCGCCCACGUGGUCUCACGCGCUGCCGAGACGCGCAGUUUUGGCAAAAAGACGACGCGUGCUACACCAGGCGCGCGCUGGUGA